Messenger RNA from Trichoplusia ni (cabbage looper), 899 nucleotides. RefSeq lists its product as uncharacterized. The coding region runs from base 393 to 836 and encodes 147 amino acids. NCBI's taxonomy places the organism in Eukaryota, Metazoa, Arthropoda, Insecta, Lepidoptera, Noctuidae. The transcript is spliced from 5 exons. The record is from RefSeq and is a predicted model, not a curated record.
CAUGAGCACCUUUGAGUUUAUAACACAAAUUUUCAAGGAGUUUCUCUAUCGAACAUCAAGAUGACAUCCAAAAACGCAUGUCUCGACCCUCAUAUAAAAAAUAAAUUACCAAAAGAUAAAUAACUUAUAUAAAAUUACAAAAUGACAUCGUGCAUGUACAGAGAAAAGUAUGAGAUUAACUUCCGUAACACGAAUGGGAAGCGGAAACUCAGAAAUACUCGAAUUCUGUCGCGUAACAGUUCGAUGUCUGCUAAAACGAAGAAUUUUAUCCAAAAGAUUUGUUACAAAAAGACGGCGUCUAUUGAUAUGACACGGUAUGGCUUUAUAAAUGACAGCAAGCUACAUCCCGUGAAUUUGUUGCUGCGUCCUUUGAAGGCGCAGCUCGAACGGAUAUGCGCCAAGGAUGUAAGUUGCGAGAGCAAAUUAAGAGUAAAAGAUUUAACCACGUAUGGCUAUCAGGAUCUUUCCAGUGCAUUAUAAUGGGUUGUGUACAAGGGAAACCCUCAAGACACGCAUCUGGACGUAAAAAUACGCCGGUAAAAAAAGUUAAAUUGGAGUUACCAGACUCGGCAUCGUCCAUGAGAACUUCUCGGCAAACCUUCACUCCUAGCAGUCAAAGCACCCCGCGGUCACCAAACUCAGCUGCCAGUAGUCCCGGCACGCGUACCCCUCGCCGUCAGCCCCCCCGUCAAUCUCAUCAAUCCCGUCCUCCACUUCGCAAGAUCACUACGCCAAAGCCAGCGAACCCUCCUCAUACGUAUAAAAAGAAACGUGUCACCGUAGUAUCAGCGACGAACAAAGUCAAGAAGAAUGAAGUUAUUGUCACCAGACGAUAGAAAAAAUUACCCUUGACGAUUUUAUUUUCUGAAAGUUUGGAGAAAUAAAUCUUUGAUACGAUA